Molecule: messenger RNA, 795 nt
Organism: Trichogramma pretiosum
Lineage: Eukaryota; Metazoa; Arthropoda; Insecta; Hymenoptera; Trichogrammatidae
Exons: 5
Coding region: 175-759 (194 amino acids)
Source: RefSeq, a predicted model, not a curated record
GAGCGCGCGAUGCUCGGAGUCACGAUUUUUCCCAUUCUUUUUCCAUUUUGCACGGCGAGCAUAGAAUAGUCUUAGCUUGCAGCGGGCGAAAAAAAAUUUGCAUUUCCCGGGUUACAAUCGCGCUUCAUUAGCUGUGUGGGUUGUACUUCUUAUUUAGCAGUGACCGCUACGCGGAUGGAAGUUGCAGAAAUGAAUGGCCGGUUGAUUUUCGUGAUUUUUGCCUCGUGCGCGCUUUUUGUGGCCAGUAUCGAUGCACAUCCGCAGCCUUGGGUGGGCGAAUCCGCUCGGCACAUGUGCGAGAAACAAGUGAGAAAUGUCUCGUCGAUCGAUCAAUACUGCCGGACAAUGAGCGCGUUGAUGAUACAUCAGGCCUCGCUCUGGUGCGACUACGUCGUUGAUUAUGGAUGCUAUUACUCGUUUUACGGGCAAGACCAGUGCAAGGAAAAUUGGGGAAAUUACGCUUGCUCGAGAUUGAGACCCGCACGAGGUUCGGUCGAGGUCUCGGAAUCGACAGCUUUGGAGACGUCAUCGAUCGCCAACACAAUCACCUCCAAGUGCGUCAGCGCAAUUAACUCGGCUUUCGGCACGCACGAAUUGACGGACGAGGACGUGCACAGCGGAAAAUUCUGCCGCAGCGUCGGUCACGCGCUACGAGACUUGUGCGGCCAAUUUCUCGAUUACUACUUCAUGACGCUACUGACCAGCAACUGGCUGGUGGCGCUUAUCUUCAAGAUCAUAAAGCCCUACGUUUGCGAUUAACGAAAAAGCUCCUAUCAUAUAUUCGAUUAUUGUGCU